GGAGAUUGAGAAGAGCCAUUUGAGGAUCAGCUGCCAGAGUCUCUGGGUUUGGAUAGCGGGUCCCUUUCUAGAUCUUAGGGGCAACAGGUACCCGAAGCUGCCGACUCCCUUCUGGACGGUGAAAUUCAUACCAAGGUGUGCCAGGGUGUUGCCAUGUGGCAGGGGAAAGUCGGUUACUUGGCUGGAGUCCUGUUUUUCCAGUUGACAAUUAGCCUGGCAGGUGGCCGCCCUUGCUCUGCCAGGAAUUUUGGGCAUGGCUCACUGGUGUGCGAAUGUGGUGCCUCUUAUUGUGACACAUUAGAGCCUGUCUCCCUUCCUUCCUUGGGCUCUUUCGUCAAGUAUGAAAGCAGCAAGGCUGGGAGGCGCAUGGAGCGCAGCGAAGGAAGCUUGGAUGACGAUCUUGAACAAAGAGCCGGUCUCCAGCUGAAGCUCAAGACGACCCAGAAAUAUCAGAAGAUCAAGGGUUUUGGAGGGGCUCUCACAGACUCUGCGGCUAUCAACAUACUGGCACUGUCGCCAAAGGCCCAGACGAAUCUUCUCAAAUCUUACUUCUCGGAGCAAGGGAUUGAGUACAACUUAAUCCGAGUCCCCAUGGCAAGUUGUGACUUCUCUGUGAGGCUUUACACCUACGACGACAUGGAGGACGAUUUCGAGCUGAAAAAUUUCAGUCUGACUGAGGAGGAUACCAAGAUGAAGAUCCCCAUCCUUCAGCAGGCCCAAGCUGUGGCCCCGAAACCCCUAUCCCUCUACGCCAGCCCUUGGACGUCCCCGGUCUGGAUGAAAACCAAUGGAGCCAUGACGGGCCGUGGGACCCUGAAGGGGAAACCGGGCGACAAGUACCACAAGACCUGGGCCAACUAUUUCAUCAGGUUCUUAGAUGAAUAUGCGAAAUAUAACCUGACUUUCUGGGCAGUGACAGCCGGGAAUGAGCCAACAGCCGGAGACAUCAUCUUCUACCCGUUCCAGUGCCUGGGCUUCUCCCCUGAGCACCAGCGAGACUUCAUCGCCCAAGACUUGGGCCCUACCUUGGCCAACAGCUCCUACAAGGGCAUAGAGCUCAUCAUCCUUGACGACCAGAGAGUCAUGCUUCCUUAUUGGGCCGAAGUGGUUCUCAAGGACCCCAAGGCUUCCCGCUAUGUUAAUGGGAUUGGCAUCCACUGGUAUUUGGAUUUCCUGGCCCCAAUCGACUUGACGCUGCCCAUCACCCACCAUCUUUUCCCCGAAUACUACCUCAUUUCCACCGAAGCCUCCACUGGUUCGUACUUUUGGGAGCCGCGUGUGGUGCUUGGGGGCUGGGACCGUGGCAGCAAAUACAGCCACAGUAUUCUUGCGAACCUGAACAACUAUGUCACGGGCUGGACUGACUGGAACCUGGUGCUGGACAUGGAAGGGGGCCCCAACUGGAGCAGGAACUACGUGGACAGCCCGAUCAUUGUUGACGCGGCCAACGACGUCUUCUACAAGCAGCCGAUGUUCUACCACAUGGCCCAUUUCAGUAAGUUCCUCCCAGAGGGGACCCAGCGCAUUGGCAUCCAGAGCAGCAGAUGGACCGGCUUAGAGUACUCGGCUUUCCUGCGCCCGGACGGUUCGGCAGCUGUUGUGGUCUUGAACAGGUCCCCCAAGGACGUGCCUUUUGGAAUCUCCGAUCCCGGCGUGGGCUACAUCCAGGCAGUGGCGACUGCAGAUUCCAUCCAGACCUACCUGUGGAAGCGGCCCAUGGGAGACGCGGAGCAGCCGGACUCCAGCUAAUCGCAGCCCUCCAAUGCUUUGUUUCCUUGAGAAGGCUUAACGCUGCGGGGUCGAGUGAGGAUCGGGGUCCUGCGGAGGGGUCUACGCAGAAAGACCUGCAUGAACCAGGACGAGAGGGUGGGGAGGGGGUGUCUGCCACCUCCAUGCCCAUCCUGACCAGGAUUGGCACAGUAUAUAUGCUCAGGGUGCCUUGCCUUCCCUUCCCUGUCCACUUCCUCCUGGUUGCUUGACAUUCAUCCCUCAGCAUUCCCCGUGUCCUCCUUAUUGGUUCAGGGUCUUUGUUUCUCAGAUGUUUUCAUAGAAUAAACCAUUUUUUUUUCUAGAAA
Molecule: messenger RNA, 2075 nt
Organism: Heteronotia binoei (common prickly gecko)
Lineage: Eukaryota; Metazoa; Chordata; Lepidosauria; Squamata; Gekkonidae
Product: lysosomal acid glucosylceramidase-like
Exons: 11
Coding region: 154-1749 (531 amino acids)
Biological process (GO): glucosylceramide catabolic process
Molecular function (GO): glucosylceramidase activity
Source: RefSeq, a predicted model, not a curated record